UCCAAGGCCAGCGGCUGUCCCUUCAGACUUGUGGGCAAGCUUUCUGGACCGACAGGAGAUUGGGAGUUAUCAACAAUGGUUGACGAACACAAUCAUGAUCCGUCAGACCGCCCUUCCGCACACCCUCAGCACAGAAAGCUCACCACUGGGCAAAUCCAACAGGUGGAAAGGAUGACCAAUGCUGGUGCGCCACCCAGAACUAUUGUUAUGACUUUGCGAGAUGACCCAGACGGCAACCCCGACUUCCUACACCGCGAGGUAUACAAUGCCAAGCGAGACAUCAAAACGGCAAAACUUGCGGGACGCACACCAAUU
Messenger RNA from Saitoella complicata NRRL Y-17804, 315 nucleotides. RefSeq lists its product as uncharacterized. The record is from RefSeq and is a predicted model, not a curated record. The annotation marks the transcript as partial. Lineage: Eukaryota; Fungi; Ascomycota; Saitoellomycetes; Saitoellales; Saitoellaceae. The transcript has a single exon.